Messenger RNA from Alexandromys fortis (reed vole), 1577 nucleotides. It is a transcript of the gene Ppcs, whose product is annotated as phosphopantothenoylcysteine synthetase. Lineage: Eukaryota; Metazoa; Chordata; Mammalia; Rodentia; Cricetidae. The transcript has 3 exons. Gene Ontology annotation, cellular component: nucleus; cytoplasm. Bases 257 to 1192 code for a protein of 311 amino acids. Gene Ontology annotation, biological process: coenzyme A biosynthetic process. Gene Ontology annotation, molecular function: phosphopantothenate--cysteine ligase activity. The record is from RefSeq and is a predicted model, not a curated record.
CCCACAGGAAGUAUAAUUUUUCUGGAUUUUCGAGAAAGACGCUUCCACUCAACGCAUUUCGACGGGCUCUGACAGAACAGUCAGGCGUUCUCAAGCCUUGGCGAGGUCAGGACUUACUGAUGCCCAGAAGGCGGGGAACGCCCACAGUCAUUAUUUGCGGUUGCGCGUUAGCCCAGGUAUCCGGAAGGGGGCGUGGCGCCGUGGCCCGCGUGCCGGGACGCCGUGGUUCCUGCGUGCAAGUGACUCCCGCUUGCAGAUGGCGGAAAUGGACCUGGUUGCAGACAUGCCGCGGCCGGAGGGUGCUGCGCGCUGGGCCGAGGUUAUGGCUCGCUUUGCAGCCAGGCUGGGCGCGCAGGGCCGGCGGGUGGUGUUGGUCACAUCAGGAGGCACCAAGGUCCCCCUGGAAGCGCGAGCCGUGCGCUUUCUGGACAACUUCAGCAGCGGGCGACGCGGGGCAGCUUCGGUCGAGGUUUUCCUGGCUGCGGGUUACGGGGUCCUGUUCUUGUACCGAGCGCGCUCGGCCUUCCCCUACGCCCACCGCUUCCCUCCCCAGGCCUGGCUGUCGGCCCUGCGGCCUUGUGGCCCGGCCCAGUCGGGGAAACUGAGUCUGGAGGCCGAAGAGGGUGCACUCCCUGGCUUUGCUGCAGCAUUGCAGAGCUACCAAGAGGCAGCUGCUGCCGGCACCUUCCUGGCCGUGGAGUUCACCACUUUGGCGGACUACCUGCAUCUGCUGCAGGCUGCGGCCCUAGCUCUCAACCCACUAGGCUCUUCUGCGAUGUUUUACUUGGCUGCAGCAGUGUCUGAUUUCUAUAUUCCUGUCUCCGAAAUGCCUGAACACAAGAUCCACUCGUCCGGUGGCCCACUGCAGAUAACAAUGAAGAUGGUGCCGAAAAUGCUUUCUCCUCUGGUUAAAGAUUGGGCUCCCAAAGCGUUUAUAGUUUCCUUUAAGCUGGAAACUGAUCCCGAGAUUAUAAUCAGUCGCGCUCGGAAUGCUUUGGAAGUUUAUCAGCAUCAGGUGGUGGUGGCCAAUAUCCUCGAGUCAAUACAGUCCUGUGUGGUUAUUGUAACCAGAGACUCGGAAACCAAGUUACUGCUGUCACAGGAUGAAAUAGCAAAAGGCAUGGUGAUAGAAGAGAAGAUAGUGGAAGACCUCAGGUCACGACACACAGCUUUUAUAUGUGACCAGAACUGAAGGACAUGCUCGCCUAGCAUCAAAAACCAGGGUUCUUAGAGCUGACGGGAAGCUAAGGAUAAAGACAGCGAGGCAAAUCAGUGCUGGGGUUGUGUUUCUGAGCGAACUGCCUGGAGACUGAGCAGAAACUGUUCUUCAGUUUUUACGAAGCUGACUAUGGGCUUGCGUGUCUGCAGAACAGACGUAGGAGCCUGAAGCUGGACGUCGGCCUGCUGUACAAUAGAAGGAUCGCGGAUGCGUGGUCAUGCUCUGAAGAUCGCAUAUUCAUCAAGUGCCUACGUGUGCCAGGGCCUGUGAGAGCUGUGAGGGUUUAAAGAUGAAUAAACUCGUCUCAUUCGGGCACUGGAUGUACAAAAGUUUAAGUGCAAUAAAGUAUUUGCCCACA